This is a messenger RNA of Rosa rugosa (rugosa rose), 546 nucleotides long. RefSeq names its product short-chain dehydrogenase/reductase 2b-like. Bases 157 to 546 code for a protein of 129 amino acids. The transcript has 2 exons. The record is from RefSeq and is a predicted model, not a curated record. Lineage: Eukaryota; Viridiplantae; Streptophyta; Magnoliopsida; Rosales; Rosaceae. Gene Ontology annotation, cellular component: membrane.
UGGAUGAGUCAAUUGGAGUGAACUAAUGACUCAAACAUAUGAUCUAGCUGAAGUAUGUGUCGAAACAAACUACUAUGGUGCAAAGAAAGUUACCAAAGCAUUCCUUCCUCUCCUCCGUCUAUCUGAUUCACCAAGAAUGUCAGUCUUACUUCUGGCAUGGGGACAUUACAGCAUAUACCAAAUGAAUGGGCCAAAGCGGUGUUAAGUGAUGCCGAAAACGUUACAGAAGAGAAAGUAGAGGAGGUCUUAAGUGAGUUUCUAAAGGACUUCAAAGAAGAUAUGCUUGAAACCAAAGGCUGGCCUCCUACCCCCUCUACCUAUACACUCUCAAAGGCAGCCUUGAAUGCAUACACCAGAAUUGUGGCCAAGAAGUACUCGAAGGUAUGCGUCAAUUGUGUUGAUCCUGGAUUUGUUAAAACAGAUAUGACCUGCAAUGCCGGCAUCUUAUCCAUCGAUGAUGCUACAAGUGUUGUGAGGUUGGCAAUGGCUCCAAAUGGUAGUCCUUUAGGUCUAUACUUCUAUGUACAAGAAGUCUCACCCUUUUAA